Messenger RNA from Fraxinus pennsylvanica, 1011 nucleotides. The record is from the annotation of a GenBank genome assembly. Lineage: Eukaryota; Viridiplantae; Streptophyta; Magnoliopsida; Lamiales; Oleaceae.
AUGGGAAAUCCUAGAACAGAGUUGGUUUCCAAGAAAUGUGCGCAACAUCAUGCACAAAGUGUUUCUCAAUUAAGUGAAAACUAUUCAAAGGUGAUAGUUUCAAUGCAAAAGACCAUGAGCGGAAACAAAUUCGCCACCGGGGAAGAAGGCCAGCCGCCUAACCGCGUUUACGUGUGUUGGGGCAAUGCAUGGAGGAUCUGUCUAAAAAUGAUUGUAAAAUUUGCUUCAAUUCUAUCAAAACCCAGAUCCCUGGCUGUUCCUUAUCACAGUGCCAGUGUUUAUUAUGAUGGUUGCUUCCUCAGGGUUGAAAACUAUAGCUUUUUCCAAGAAUCGUCUUCACCAGAUUAUGAUGUUACGAAGAAGAGAUGCAGCGAUGCGCAGAACGUUCAGGGCAACAAUUUUGAUCCUCUCGUCAAACAAUUGGUCAAGGAAUUGACGAAGGCUGCACCAGAAAAUCGAGGCUAUGCAGAAGGGCGGGCAACAUCAAAUAGUCUCUACGCCUAUGAUGCUAUAUUUUUGUAUCUUUCAGUAGCUCAUGGCACUGUUGGAGUAUGCUUAUUGGCAAUUUUGGUGGGAUAUUUGGUGGGUGCAACUAUUUCCCAGAGGCUACUCAACCACCAAAACAAACAAAAGAGAGUGGAGUUCGACUCAGAUAUCAAAAAGAGGAGCUUGCAUUUCAAAUAUUCAAGUUCAACUUUAGAAAAAGCAACUGAGAACUUCAAUGAAGCUGUCAAGAUUGGUCAAGGAGGAUCCAGAGAAAUAUUUAAGGGUACUCUACCAGACGGCAGAGAAUUUGCUAUAAAAUGGAUGUUUUUAACUGGAAAGCUUCAAAUUCAAGAGGUUUGCAAUGAAAUGGACAUUAUUGGACAAGCCCAGCACCCGAACUUAGUCCGCUUUCUUGGUUGUUGCUUCACCAAUGAUGACAGCUUCCUUGUAUAUGAAUUCCUUGCUAACAGAAGCCUCGACCAUAUCUUAUUUGGUACGCCAUUAAUUCUACUCUACAAACCCUGA